AUGACCGUCGUCCAGUCCACCCUGCGCCAUACGGUCGCCGAAGCCUUCAUUGAGAAAUGGACACACAUAUUGCGCUCCCGACUAGGUCGCACCUCACGUCUCACGCGCAUCACCGCAACGCUUUCGCUCCUCAUAUCAAUCAUCCUCGGCGCCGAGGGCGGACGCAGGUGGUGGAAGAAUCGACGGCAUGAGCGCGAGCAAGGGCGGAAGCUGGUCAGGACAAACUCGUGGCUACACAACAAAGAUGGGUCCAGGACGAUCUAUGUCCCGUACAAGGAUGGCACGACCAAAGUUGUGAUCAAUACGACCAAGCCCUUGACGUUUGAGGCACAUAGGCGGUUGUUUCUGAACCCUCCGCGUGUGUCAGGAUUGGGAGAUGGAACGGUGCCCUCGGCGCAGACCAAGCCAGGGCUCAAUUUAGCGUUCUUGCACCAGUUCCUGAGCUUGAUGAGCAUCAUGCUGCCGAGAUGGUCGAGCAAGGAGGCAGGGCUGCUGAUCAGUCAUGGAGUGUUCCUCAUGCUGAGGACAUAUCUGUCUCUGGUUGUUGCCCGACUAGACGGUGAGAUUUGGUGUGGUCUCGGUGGCUUCGCCUCCUACACAAAUGCCACAAUCAAAUUCCUCGAGUCCAAGGUAUCCAUCGCCUUCCGGACGCGACUGACGAGGUAUAUCCACGAUCUUUACCUCAACGACAACCUGAACUACUACAAGCUCUCCAACCUGGACGGUGGCAUUGGACAAGGCGCCGACCAGUUCAUUACGCAAGACUUGACACUCUUCUGCGCAUCGGCAGCGCAACUCUACUCAUCCCUUGGCAAGCCGUUUGUCGACCUUUGCGUUUUCAACUUCCAGCUGUACCGAUCACUCGGCCCCCUGGCCUUGACGGGAUUGUUGAGUAACUACUUCCUCACAGCCAGCAUCCUUCGAAGGCUGUCGCCCCCCUUUGGCAAGCUCAAGGCAGUCGAGGGCCGCAAGGAGGGCGACUUCCGAAGUCUGCAUGCCCGUCUCAUUGCCAACGCCGAGGAAGUCGCCUUUUACGGUGGCGCAGAGAUGGAGAAGACCUUUCUGAACCGCGAGUUCAAGUCGCUCAAAACUUGGAUGGAGGGUAUCUACAUGCUCAAGAUCCGCUACAACAUUCUUGAAGACUUCAUUUUGAAAUACAGCUGGAGUGCCUACGGCUAUCUACUCGCCUCGUUGCCCGUCUUCCUCCCAGCCUGGGGCGGCAUUGGCGGGGCUGCUGAGAUGGCAGCUGGAGCGGUCAAGGGCGGCCGGGAGCGCAACCGAAUGAGGGAGUUCAUCACGAACAAGAGGCUCAUGCUCUCGCUGGCCGACGCCGGCGGUCGCAUGAUGUACUCCAUCAAGGAUCUUUCCGAGCUUGCUGGCCACACGAGCCGAGUGUACACAUUGAUCUCCACCCUGCAUCGUGUGCAUGCCAACGCCUACUACCAGCGCAAGGGGCAGAACGAGCUCUACUCUGCGUCCGACGUGCAAGGCACCAUCCAGAAGGGAUUCGAUGGCGUGCGUUUUGAGCAUGUCCCCGUCGUUGCCCCUGGACUGUGGCCACAAGGCGGCGAAGAGCUGCUGGAGUCGCUGUCCCUCAUCGUUCGCAGUGGCGAGCAUCUCCUUAUCUCCGGGCCCAACGGCGUCGGCAAAAGUGCCAUCGCGCGCAUCCUCGCAGGCCUGUGGCCCGUCUACCGCGGCCUUGUCAGUCGGCCCAAGAACAUUGGCGAAGACGGUAUUAUGUUCCUGCCCCAGCGCCCCUACCUCAGCCCCGGCACCCUUCGUGACCAGGUGAUCUACCCCGAUGGCCAUCAGGACAUGCGACAGAAACGUAAGAGCGAAGACGACCUCAAGCGUGUCCUGGAGGAAGCCAAGCUCGGCUACUUGCCCGACCGUGAGGGCGGCUGGGACACGCGCAAGGAAUGGAAGGAUGUGCUGAGUGGUGGCGAAAAGCAGAGAAUGGGCUUUGCACGUCUAUUGUAUCACGAGCCGCAGUACGCGAUCAUCGAUGAGGGCACCAGUGCCGUCUCGAGCGAUGUGGAAGGUCUGCUGUAUGAGACAUGCAAGGAAAAGGGCAUCACCUUAAUCACGAUCUCGACGAGGGCCUCGCUGAAGAAGUACCACACGUACAACCUCAUCCUGGGCCAGGGCGACAACGGCGACGAGUGGGAGUUUGAGCGCAUCGGCACGGAGCGGGAGAAGCUGCAAGUCGAGAAGGAGCUGCAAGAGCUGCGCGAGAGGCUGUCCAAGGUGGAUGAUUGGAAGACGAGGAGAAGUGCGAUCGAGGCAGAGCUUGCGGCCGUGUGGACGGAGGCGGGCGAGUCUCUGGAAGCGCCCUCGUAUGCCAAGGACGAUGCAGGCAAAGUCGCUGAGGGCGAGACCGAGGUUCAGGAGACGCAGAAAGACGAUGGCAGGUCCGAGACGGAGGGCGAGACCGCAUCGUCGUACAAGGCAGGGAGCGAAGGUGUAGAGGUUGAGGCAGUGGACGCCUGA
Molecule: messenger RNA, 2490 nt
Organism: Emericellopsis cladophorae
Lineage: Eukaryota; Fungi; Ascomycota; Sordariomycetes; Hypocreales; Bionectriaceae
Product: Peroxisomal long-chain fatty acid import protein-like protein
Exons: 4
Coding region: 1-2490 (829 amino acids)
Biological process (GO): fatty acid beta-oxidation; peroxisome organization; long-chain fatty acid import into peroxisome
Cellular component (GO): peroxisomal membrane
Molecular function (GO): ATP hydrolysis activity; ABC-type transporter activity; long-chain fatty acid transmembrane transporter activity
Source: RefSeq, a predicted model, not a curated record